UGAAUUACAAUGAGAUUCUAGGAAUUGAGGAGAGAGGGCUAUCUGCUGAGAUGUACCAUUUACUUUAUCCAUUGAGGAGAGAGGGAAAUCUGCUGAGAUGCAUCAUGUACGCCAUAUCUUUAUCGCUCAUCGGUGGAUUUGCUGCGCCUAAAAUCUGGCUGCUCUGUAUUUCAAUUUACUUUUGGGCACGUCUUGAAGAGACUGGGGGAUUUGGCGUUUGCUUCAGUUUCGUUGGUCUGUCUUGGGUUGCGCUUUUUUAUUGCGACUUUUUUCUACCUGGUUCUUUUGCGAAGAAGGCGUCAAACAUUGACGGCUUAAUGGAACCUGUACAUCAACAACUCUGCAGCCAGUCAACUGACUCGGAACAAACCAUACGCCAAACUUCUCUUCGGAGGUGGAGGGCCAAAAAACAGCGUGUAGGUGAGUCUUCAUUGGGCCAGUCAAAUACGUCUGCAGUGGAUGGACCAAAUUUAAGGUACCAUGAUAAGGCGGCAAGUCUACCAUUGUCUGUUGCAGAAACCGCAGGUUCAUCUGCCAAUCCUUUGGUGGCUCCUUUACGUUCGGUCGCGGGUGGGGAUCGGUCACGAAGAUCUACCAAUGCUAAUAGCUCAGAAAAAAUUCGCCAUUUUGAUGAUUGUGAAAUAGUGUUGCGUGCUGUGCCUGGUUUGGAUCAAAGGGUGUAUAAUCAACCAAGUGAACAUGAAGUUGCUGUGUUGAUAGUUGAUGGACAGGACAACGAAGAGCGUAGUCAUAGGGACAUUCGUGUGAGCAGUGUGGCUGGAGGUUCUCAUAGCAUCCAGUAUUAUUUUGGAUGUUAUGAUCCCUUGCAGUACCCACUUAUUUUUCCUUUUGGUCAGGUGGGCUGGCAUCAGGGGAUAGAAAAGCUAGGGGUCAAAGCUUCUUCAAGGCCGAACCAGCGGUGCAACUCUGUCCGUUCAGUUGCACCAGCAGGCGCAAUUGACGCUGAUGAUUUACUGUUUAGGGAGGAAUCUGGAGUCAUUUUUGUGGUCCAAUCUGACGCACUUCCUGAAUCAUCCGGCCAUGUCUUCAACAGUCAAACUCGUGGUACGGGAAAUCUCACAAAAUCUGUUCGCCGCAACUGUUCAUGGCAGUUGAAUAUGCAAAAGUACCUGAAAAUGAGGAACAUUAUAACAAUCCAAGAAGUUAAGCCGCACACUAAGGGGUGGACAGUUGUUGUACAGGUAGUUUUUCGCAGUCACAUACUUGUAAGCCAAAAGGACUCAGCAGUAACAUAUCGCAGAUUUCUUCUUGCGGAUGCCGAGGGCACAAAGGUUUCAGCUAUUGCCUACAACAACAACAUCAGGGCAAACGCUCACCUUUUGAUUCCAUACAAGACGUAUCGAUUGUCUGGUGCCACUUUGAAGAUAGCGGAAGAUAAAUAUAGGGUAGGUCCUUAUGACUUCUCCUGGACCAUCAACAAGAAUACCCUGAUUCAACCAUGUGAGGACACUAUCCCUUCACAACUCUACUGCACUAUUGACACCAAAAGCUUUGCAGACUUGGAACAUUAUGCUGACACCGACAAGUUACAAAAUGUACUGGGAGUUGUAGUUCAUGCGUUUGAAUCAAAAAAGAAGGGCUUCGAUUCAGUCAAUAGAGAUAUCAUUGUGAUGAAUACUGAGAACAUGCCUAUGAUUCUAACACUGUGGGACGAGUUUGCUACAACUGAGGGUGCACAACUAGCGAAUAAUAUCAAUGCAGGCAAUGUAAUCAUCGCGAUGCAAGUUAAAGUGUCAACAUUUUAUGGCAUUUCUCUAGCCACAAAACAGCCUAGCGCGAUACUCAUUAAUCCCCCGACACCUGAGGCUAAUGAACUGAAGCAGUACAUACAAAAUAGAAUGGAUAUUGCAAAUCUCAUUGCAACUAAAGCAUACAGGAACAUUGCUGCCUUGCUUCCAAGGCCUCCUCUGGACAACAUAAUUAGUAUUGAGUCUUUCUUAAAUCCUGGUAACAAUGUCAAAGCUGCAUGGAUUAAAGGCCGAAUAAUUUUAGGCUCUGUUAGCCAAUCACUUUGGUUUGCCUGUUGUGCAAAUUGUCAAAAGAAAUUCGACCUUCAAGUAGGUUCUGAUAUCAGAUGCAGUGCGUGCAACCAAUGUAGCCAAAUUGUGGCUAGGGCAAGAAUUCCAAUUUACAUUGAAGAUGAGACGGACACAAUUGCAGCAGUUGUGUAUGGAAAAGAUGCUGAACAACUUGUUGGACGUACUGCAGCUGCCUUAAAGGAUGCUGAGGAUGAGGGUGUGAGCUUACUCAAAACAAUUGGUAGAAGAAUUAAGGGACACCAUGUUGUGUGCUAUGUGAGGUUUUACCAAACAAACGGAACAAACUACUCCAUUGUGAAACUAUACAUGGACGAAAUUGAGGGUCUUUUGGAUGAGGAUGAAGUUGAGGAUUCUACUGAACAGGGUGAGCCUGAUGUUCAGUUUUUUACACCAAGUACUAAAGCUUGCCUAGAAGAGAUUGAAAAAGGCACCAUGAACACAGGCACACCAAUGCCCAUUAAAUCAACCACAGCACGCGUCCUGAUAUUUGGAGACAACAAUGCGAGUUCAUCUUCCAAUCCUCCAGCUAACACACCCGGUGAAGAUGCAUUCUACAACGAUGAUGGUUGUGCCAGCACUUCAGCGGCACCGGCAAAUGCUAGGCUCUUGAUUCCAUACAAGACAUAUCGUUUGUCUGGAGCCAGUUUGAAGGUAGUUGAAGAAAAAUAUAGGGUCGGCCCUUAUGAUUUUUCCUGGACCAUAAACAACAACACUCUCAUUCAGCCCUGUGAGGACACUAUCCCAACACAACUCUACUGCACUAUUGACACUGAAAGAUUUGCAAACUUACACAGAUAUGCCGACAGUGACAACUUACAGAAUGUUCUGGGAGUGGUUGUUCAUGCAUUUGAGUCCAGACAAAAAAGCUUCGAUUCAAUCGCAAGAGAAAUUGUUGUUAUGAAUACGGAGAACAUGCCCAUUAUUUUCACGCUCUGGAAUGAGUUUGCUACGGCCGAAGGUGCAGAGCUAGCAAAAGGUAUCAAUGCAGGAAAUGUGUUCAUUGCAAUGCGGGUUAGGGUGACUACAUUUCAUGGAAUUUCUCUCGCCACCGUGCAACCAAGCUCAGUACUCAUAAAUCCACCAACAACUGAGGCUAAUCAACUCAAGCAGUACAUAGAAAAAAGAUUGGAGAUUGCAGACCUCAUUGCAGCUAAAGCAUACAAAAACAUGAGUACAUUGCUUCCAAGGCCACCUCCAGACAAUGUAAUUAGUAUUAAGUCGUUCUUCAAUCCUGGUAACAAUGUGAAAGCUGCAUGGAUUAAAGGGCGCAUGAAUUUAGGCUUCGACAACCAGUCCCUUUGGUUCACCUGUUGCGCAAACUGUCAAAAAAAAUUUGACCUGGACAUAGGUUCUGAUAUAAUGUGCAGUGCGUGCAACCAACACAGUGAAAUUGUGGCAAGGGCAAGAAUUCCCAUCGACAUUGAAGAUGAAACAGACACAAUUGCAAUAGUUGUAUAUGGAGAAGAUGCCGAAGAGCUUUGUGGACAUACUGCAGCUCACUUGAAAGAUGCUGAGAACCAGGGACUUAACCUUCUGGAAACGAUUCAGCAAAGAAUUAAGAACCACAAUGUUGUGUGCUAUGUGAGGUUAUACCAAACAAACGCCACAAACUACUCAAGUGUAAAGCUCUACAUGGAUGAAAUUGAAGGCAACUUGGAUGAGGAUGAGGUUGAGGAUUCUGAUGAACAAGUAGUUGAGCAGAUAGCUGAACAGGUAGCUGAGCAAGUAGCUGAACAGGGUGCUUCUGAUGUACAACUAUUCACACCAAGCACUAAGGCUUGUCUCGAAGAAAUUGAAAGCGCUACUAUGAACACAGCUAUACAAGAUGCCAUUAAACCACCAACAGCGCGUGCCUUGAAAUUUGGAAACAUAAGUGCAGCUUCAUUUUCCAAUCCUCCACCAAACAUAGUUGAUGAAGAUGCAUCAUACAUCAAUGAUGAUAGUGCAACCACUUCAGCGGCACCCUCCAGUCCAAUGAAAAAACCUCGCACC
Striga asiatica is the source of this 4052-nucleotide messenger RNA. The record is from the annotation of a GenBank genome assembly. NCBI's taxonomy places the organism in Eukaryota, Viridiplantae, Streptophyta, Magnoliopsida, Lamiales, Orobanchaceae.